This is a messenger RNA of Sclerotinia trifoliorum, 1129 nucleotides long. The record is from the annotation of a GenBank genome assembly. Lineage: Eukaryota; Fungi; Ascomycota; Leotiomycetes; Helotiales; Sclerotiniaceae.
AAAAGUGCGAACCGCUCAAUUAGCGAAAUCAGCUAACGACAAAAGCGGUUAGCUCAGCCUCUCCGCCCCAGUCUACACACCGAUGUCUUAUCCUUAUCGCAAAGCAUUUACUCUGUACGGAGUACGUACUGUGAGACCUCAAAUCCAUUUCACAUAAUACUUGUUCCAAUGUCUCGCAAAGGUGUUGGUCUCGCAGCUUUCGACAGGUCUCGGAUCACAUCUGCUCAAUAUGCGUCUCAUGGAAACAAUCUACGAAGUUCUCAUUCCACAUCUCUAGCUACUCAGUUAUCGGUCUUCCGUUCUUUACUUCAGCAAUUUGCUCAAACUCAUGCCAAAGAUAUACGCUCGAAUCCCACUUUCCGCGCCGAGUUUGCGCGUAUGUGCUCAGCUAUUGGAGUUGACCCUUUAGCAAGUAGUAAUAAUGCUGGAGGUAAAGAUGGAAGUGGUAGUUUUUGGGCUCAAAUGCUUGGUACAAGUGUGAAUGAUUUCUAUUUCGAGUUGGCAGUAAGAGUUGUGGAAGUCUGUGGUGCUACAAGAGAAGAAAAUGGUGGGCUUAUCGGUGUGAAAGAAGUUAAAGACAAAAUCAUGAGCAGAAGAAUGGAAGGUGGGCCUGAAAUUACUGAGUAUUGAUCACCUUAUGAUAUCCUUGUGAUAUACAAAAUGCUAAUUAUUGGCCAGUGAUGAUAUCCUUCGUGCCGUGACUACCCUCAAACCCCUUGGUUCUUCAUAUUCCACCAUAACCGUUGGCCACAAAACAUAUAUCCGCUCGAUACCCAAAGAACUUAACACAGAUCAGAGUGCUGUUCUGGAAGCCGCGCAAGUACUAGGAUAUGUUAGCGUCUCGAUGCUCAUGCUGAAUCUUCGCUGGCCAAGAGCAAGAGCUAAGACAGCCAUCGAAGAUGUCGUCUCAGAGAGUAUGUUAUGGGUCGAUAAGCAAAGUGAAGAGUGGGAGUAUUGGAGCCCCAAUUUCAUGCUAGAAGUGGAUGAAGGUGGAAACACUGGAUGAUAACAAGAUUGCAACAUACCAUUCAGAGAAACACGAAAACCUAGGACCAGAAAAGGCAACGAGUAAGUAAAACAAAGUCGGAAGUAGUGGCAAAUUUUACAUGUAGGAAGACAAUGGUACUUU